AUGUCCGCCGCCCUUCCAAUCCACCAAACCCCCUCAGCCACCACUUGCAUUUCCGCAGUUUCCUCUGCACUGGUUGGUUUGCGCGCGCUUCUGUCUCCCGGUCCUGAGUCCCUCCCCUCUGGCGCCACGGCACGGGCAGCGUACGCCACGGUGGCCGUUUCCAGAGACCCGCAAUUUGCCACGUUGGAGGAUGCUGACGUGGAACAUUUCAAGGGGAUUCUAGGCGAACGUGGCGUGAUCACGGACCCUGACGCCGUGGCAGCAGCCAACGUGGACUGGAUGGGCAAGUACAAGGGGUAUAGCAAGCUGUUGCUGCGGCCAACCACAACAAGCCACGUGGCGGACGUUCUGAAAUACUGCAAUGAGAGGCGGUUGGCUGUGGUGCCUCAGGGCGGCAACACGGGGCUGGUGGGCGGCAGUGUGCCUGUGUUCGAUGAGGUGAGUGCGGUCGACAUGAGCUGCCAGAUUGGUGGCAACGUGUCCACCAACGCGGGUGGCAUCCGCCUGCUGCGAUACGGCUCCCUGCAUGGCUCCGUGCUCGGGUUGGAGGUGGUGAUGGCGGACGGCACGGUGGUGGACAUGACGAGGGCGCUCAGGAAGGACAACACGGGCUACGACCUCAAGCAGCUCUUCAUCGGAGCGGAGGGCACGCUAGGGGUGGUGACGAGGGUGGUGCUGCUGGCGCCCCCGCGCUCGCCCUCAGUGCACGUGGCGCUGCUGGGGUGCUCCUCCUUCGACGCCGUGCAGCAGGUGUUCUGCGCCAGUAGGCGUCACCUGGGGGAGGUGCUAUCUGCCGCUGAGUUCUUCGACCGCAGCUCCCUGCAAAUGGUGUUGAAGCACAACGAGGGCACGAGGGACCCGCUACCAGACGGGGAGUAUCCCUUCUAUGUCCUCAUUGAGACGUCUGGCAGCAACCCUGAGCACGACCGGGCAAAGCUAGACACGUUUCUGGAGGGGGUGAUGGAGGAGGGCGCGGUGGAGGAUGGUACCGUGGCUCACGACUCCACACAGGCCGCUGCCAUCUGGCACCUGCGCGAGGGUGUGGCGGAGGCGCUACAGAGAGCGGGGGCAGUGUACAAGUACGAUCUGUCGGUACCCGUCUCACAGCUCUACGGCCUUGUGGAUGAGAUGCGCACACGGCUAGAGGGCAGUGCAGCGCAGGUGGUGGGAUACGGGCAUCUGGGCGAUGGCAAUCUGCACCUCAACGUCUCCGCUCCCUCGUAUGACGACAAGUUGUUGGAGCGGAUAGAGCCGUAUGUGUACGAGUGGGUGGCGGGGCGGCAGGGCAGUGUGAGUGCGGAGCAUGGGCUGGGGCUCAUGAAGGCCAACGCCAUCCACUACAGCAAGGACCCCCAAGCGGUGGCAGUGAUGAAGAGGGUGAAGGCCCUCUUUGACCCCAAUGGCAUCCUCAACCCCUACAAGCUGCUGCCCUCCGCGUGA
Molecule: messenger RNA, 1440 nt
Organism: Closterium sp. Yama58-4
Lineage: Eukaryota; Viridiplantae; Streptophyta; Zygnematophyceae; Desmidiales; Closteriaceae
Source: the annotation of a GenBank genome assembly